Messenger RNA from Trichomycterus rosablanca, 2146 nucleotides. RefSeq names its product trichohyalin-like. The record is from RefSeq and is a predicted model, not a curated record. Lineage: Eukaryota; Metazoa; Chordata; Actinopteri; Siluriformes; Trichomycteridae. The transcript has 3 exons. The coding region runs from base 38 to 2062 and encodes 674 amino acids.
UGCUCAUUUGAUCUGAGACGCCGAGACAGUAAGCAGCAUGAACAUGUUCUCCUGUUGGACUUCUCCAUCUGACGAUGACGAGCCGCACAGGCGGGUAAACGAACCGGAGAAGAAGGUAAAGAAGAGAAAAUGGUGGCAGAGACACCAGAAGGUGGAGAUGCAGGACGUGGAGGGUGGGGAGGGAAGCGGGGUAAAGGGUGAAGAGAUGGGGCAAGGAGUGGAGCAGAAUGUUUUAGAGGACCAGGCAGACCAAAUACCAAAGAUGGAGAAGCAGGUGGUUCUGGGAAAAACCAAACCUGAGAAGAAAGUAAAGAAGAGAAAAUGGUGGCAGAGACGCCAGAAGGUAGAGAUGCAGGACGUGGAGGGUCAGGAGGGAAGCAGGGUAAAGGGUGAAGAGAUGGGGCAAGGAGUGGGGCAGAAUGUUUUAGAGGACCAGGCAGAACAAAUACCAAAGAUGGAGAAGCAGGUAAAGAAGAGAAAAUGGUGGCAGAGACGCCAGAAGGCAGAGAUGCAGGUGGCCUCACGGGACCUGGUGGAAGAACCAGAGCAGGUCGUCCUAAAGGACCAGAGGAGGGAACCAGUAAACAAGGUGGUUUUGGUUUCUGAGAUUGAGAUGAAGAAGUUAGAGCAGGUGGACCCAGUGGAGCAGGUGGACCCAGUGGAAAAAACAGACCAGGUUGUGAAGAAGGCCAAGAGGCAGGUGGACCCAGUGGAAAAACCAGACCAGGUCAUGAAGAAGGUAGAGAGGCAGAUGGCCCCGCUGAACCUGGUUGAAGAACCAGAGCAGGUCAUCCUAAUAAACCAGUGGAAGGAACAUGUAAAAAAUAGGGUUCGUUUCAUAGAGAAUGAGAUAAAGAAGGCCGAGAGGCAGGUGGACCCAGUGGAAAAACCAGACCAGGUCGUGAAGAAGGCCGAGAGGCAGGUGGACCCAGUGGAAAAACCAGACCAGGUCGUGAAGAAGGUCGAGAGGCAGGUGGACCCAGUGGAAAAACCAGACCAGGUCGUGAAGACGGUAGAGAGGCAGAUGGCCCCGCUGAACCUGGUGGAAGAACCAGAGCAGGUCAUCCUAAUAAACCAGUGGAAGGAACAUGUAAAAAAUAGGGUUCGUUUCAUAGAGAAUGAGAUAAAGAAGGCCGAGAGGCAGGUGGACCCAGUGGAAAAACCAGACCAGGUCGUGAAGAAGGUCGAGAGGCAGGUGGACCCAGUGGAAAAACCAGACCAGGUCGUGAAGAAGGCCGAGAGGCAGAUGGACCCAGUGGAAAAACCAGACCAGGUCGUGAAGACGGUAGAGAGGCAGAUGGCCCCGCUGAACCUGGUGGAAGAACCAGAGCAGGUCAUCCUAAUAAACCAGUGGAAGGGACAUGUAAAAAAUAGGGUUCGUUUCAUAGAGAAUGAGAUAAAGAAGGCAGAGAGGCAGGUGGACCCAGUGGAAAAACCAGACCAGGUUGUGAAGAAGGUAGAGAGGCAGGUGGACCCAGUGGACACAGUGUUAAAACCAAAGCAGGUAGGAAAGAACCAGAUUGAAAUAAAGAAGCCAAAUUUAGAGGAGAAAAUGGUCCUCAAAAACCUGGAGAGGAUGGAGAACAAAAGGCUGGAGAAGCAGGUGCUUCAGAUGGACCAGAUGACAAAGGUAGAAGAACGAGCGGAUCAGGUAGGUUUGAAGACUAAGGUUAAUAAUCCUGAGGAGCAGGUGGGUCUACAGGACAGGCGGGUGGUUCUUGUGAACCGGGUGAAGGAACCAGACAGGGAUGAAGCACCUGAGCACCAGUGGACAGAACUGGAGGAGCCAGCAGCUUUGGAGCACCAAACAUGGAAAGUGAAGGAGCAGAACCUGGAUAGAGGAUGCACUGAAGAUCCACUGAAGAACAUCUCUGAGGUGUCCUCAAACAAACCGGACCACGAGCAGCUGCAGGACGACGUUCUUGUUUCCCCCAUCGUCGAAGCCCAACCUGGAGAGUCCGGGGCUCUGAUGGAGAGCGCGUGUGAAGAUGAAGGUGUCCCGAUGCCCAAGUCGAGGAGAACCAGCCUGAGAACCAAACGGUUCCAGUUCUUCAACGUCUGAAGCUGAGGUGGUGACGAUCCAGAGAUCAUCCAAUCACACGCCGACUUUUCCAACAUCAAAAUAACAAUAAAGUGCCUUCAUUAA